Messenger RNA from Chara braunii, 989 nucleotides. Lineage: Eukaryota; Viridiplantae; Streptophyta; Charophyceae; Charales; Characeae. The record is from the annotation of a GenBank genome assembly.
GGAUCGUGACCUCAAACGACAUAGAUCUUCGACUCCGCACCACCAGCAGCACGCCGGAGAUCCUUCUCCCAGAGCUCCUUCCCUCUGAGCAGCCCCAAUGAACCGUCAUCGUCUCUCCCUCUUCAACCUUCCGUCUGAUCUCCCCACCUUCUGGCAAUCUGCUAUCGAUCCCGCCCUCUCUUUCCAGAUAUGGGAACUCAGCGUGUCGAUCUUGGACGAAGAGUCGAAGACAAGUGGAACGGGUGGUGGGACGCUUACGUGGAAAUCGGCUUCUGUUUGGUGAACGUGGUGUUUCAUUGGGCGGAGCUGGCCCCAGAUGCUGAAGGAGGUGAGUUCCAGGACGACGAGGUGGAACUGCUGAUCGUGCAAACUUGGCGGACGAGUACGGAAGGAGAAUUGUUGGGGAUAUUAUUCGGUAAGGUGGAAGAGGGCCAUCUCGGCGCAACCACGGACGAGUUGUUGGUGUUUUUGGCGCAGCUGGUGGACGAUUUGCCCCUCGACAUCCUGUCGAGGUGUGACGAGAAGCCGGGGACGGACGUGCUCACUCGCACGCUCGCGCCGCAUCUGUUGUGGUCGACGUGUACGGACAGGGAUAAUUGCUUCUACCCAUCCCCGAGCCUCUAUCUCGAAAUCGACGUCACUGAUCUCACGCUGUGGCACCGUUUUAUCCGGCGAGGAAACGCACUAGAUACGAAGAAGAAGAAGAAGAAGAAGAAAAAGAAGAAGAAGAAGAAGAGGAGGAGGAAGAGUCGGGCGCUGAUCGAGACGAUCCCGAUUACAUCGGGUCAGGAGAAUAUGAAGAAGCGUCGGGAGAGGAAAGUAGAUCGGGAGAGCCAAGUGGUCGUCCCAGGCGAAGCGAAGAGGAGGACGAAGCCGAAACUCAGCGAAAGGGGAAGAAAGUGGAGGGUAAGCGGCCAGUCGGAGAACCCGAAACGCCGCUACCACAGCUGCUGCUAGGCGACCCAUCGCUAAAUCCAAAGCCGCCGCGC